UGAAUGCGGCCCAGUGCGCGGAGGCGCGCUAUGUCACGUAUUGACGUUGAUGUGCGCCUCCUGCACGGGCCGCAACAAUGGAAGAAAAAUUAUCAGGGAUCCCUAUUUCAGUGCGUCCAGGCCCCUGAUCUAUGCAUUGCUGCUCUGCUGGGAGGAAGUCUCCUCCCUUCUUACAUGCAAGCUGCUGGAAGAGAGAGAGAGGGAGACCAAGGGGCAGCAGCAGAGGAAG
Messenger RNA from Pelobates cultripes (western spadefoot toad), 229 nucleotides. The record is from the annotation of a GenBank genome assembly. Lineage: Eukaryota; Metazoa; Chordata; Amphibia; Anura; Pelobatidae.